CGAUGCAGUAACAAGUGAUAAGAAAGGAGUCUUUUGAUUGUGAUAUAUGUCGUGAUCGGGUAGGUCUUUAGUAAGCUGUACCCGACUGGCAGGCCUCUCGGUGCACACACAAUGUGAACGAACAGUGAAGAGAAUCACUGACUGUGACGGUGGGACUGGUGAGGAUAUAAACACUGAGGCGACGCAAGUGAGCCAAAGGCUGCGCCAGUUGUCUCCCCCCAUUAGUUCCUCCUGCUGUCUGACGACUGUAGACGUGUUACACUCUCUCCUCAACAUGGACGUGCUGGGACUCGUCGAUGUUCCUGUGUGGCUGAUGUUGCUCAUCAUACUAGUGCUGACACUCUAUGUGUGCACGACAUGGAACCACGGCAUGUUUACGAGUCUGGGAAUACCUGGCCCCAAACCUGUACCAUUCUUGGGAAAUGCAAAGGACAUCGCGAAAAAGGGUUUUAUUUAUACACUUAUAGAUUGGAGAAAACAAUAUGGUCACGUGUUUGGAACCUUCUUCAUAUUUAAGCCCAUGCUUGUUGUCAGUGAUCUUGACAUAGUGAAAGAAAUACUGGUCAAGGACUUCAACAAUUUUGUGGACAGAUUCUUUGUAGCUGACAUCUUCCCGACGAUAGUAACCAAGGGACUAUUUUUCACCGGAGGUUCAACGUGGAAGCGUCUUCGUAGGCUGAUGACACCUACGUUCACUGCCGGCAAGUUGAAGAACAUGAGUCAUUUCAUGGACCGAUGUGCUAAAAUUCUGAAGGACAAUCUCCGGGAAAAAACGAAUCAAAAAGAAGUGAUUGACACCAAAGAUGUCUUUGGCGCCUUCACCAUGGACGUGGUUGCGGGGACGGCAUUCGGACUGGAGACCAACUCCCAGACACAACCUGCCGAGCCCUUCGUCCAAAGCAUGAAGAACAUGUUCUACAAAAUGUCAGGAAGCAGAAACCUAUGGGCCACAUUCUUCGGAAUGUUCCCGUUUAUGAGUCCACUCAUAAGGAGAUUGGGCAAAGGCAUAUUCACGGGAGAAGAGUCUGACUUUCUCGUCAACUCCGUGUACAGGAUGGUCGACGAAAGACGACAAGCAAUAGAAGACGAAAAGCGCACAGACUUCCUACAGCUGCUAGUCAAUGCCGAGGACACUGGGUUGGACGUCAGUCAGAAACGUAUGACAAGGGAGGAGGUUGCAGGUCAAGGCUUUAAUAUUCUGAUCGCCGGGUACGAGACAACGGCCACCACCCUGCAGUACCUGACCUACAACCUGGCCAAGAACCAGGACGUUCAGCAGCGAGUGUACGAGGAGAUGAGAGACGAGCUGGGUGAUGAGGACCCGACCUACGACAACGUGGGCAGACUGAAGUACCUGGACAACGUCAUCCACGAGACACUCCGGGUCUUCCCACCUGUGCCAUUGAUCACCAGAAAAGCAUUGGAGUCAAGAACCAUUAAAGGAGUGACCAUUCCCGCCGGUAUGGGAGUAGGUAUUCCCAUCUACAGCAUGAUGCAUGACCCUGAUUACUUCGACGACCCAGAGGAAUUCCGGCCUGAAAGGUUUAGUGAGCUAAAAAGCUCCAAGCUACCCAGCAUUCUCCUGGAGCUGGCCUUUGGCUACGGUCCACGUCAGUGUAUCGGCAUGCGCCUGGCGCUUCUGGAAAUCAAGUUUGCUGCCGUGCGCAUCCUGCGUCACUUCCGGUUUCUUCCGUGCGAAGACACGCCGGACAAGAUCGAAUUUGGGAAAUCUGGAUUCACUUCACCCACGAAACCUAUCAAGCUGAGAACCGAACUCCGCGAGUGACAUCAGGAUGCCUCUCUCGAGGAACUGGAACCGUGCAUGUGAUGAACUGUGUUCUUGACACUAUAUUGAGUUCAAAUGUUUGCUCUCACGGAAAGUGAUGUCAACUAUCUGUGUACUGCACAGUUCCUAGCCUUUAUUAACCUGUGUAUCUAUAACUAUAGUCUUAACAAUAAUGUAGUGCGCUAUGAAUAGAGAUUUCAGAGUAAUGUCAAAUGACAAUCAUUUGAUUAAAGCUUGCGGAUUUUAAAUGAUAAAGACCCUCUUGUUACAGCAAUCGUCGUUUGAAAAGGUUGUUUUCAUUUUUCUUAAGUCAGCUCGAGUGUAGCAAGCUAAGCUGUUAAAAUAAAAGUCACAGCUGACAGCAAAUGAUAUUUUAUUAUACAUACCCAUAAACGAUACAUUAUGUUAAAAUAUGAUAUGAAAUUAUAAAUUAUAUACACUUUAUUUGCAUAAAAAUGUUUAUUUUUUCAUUUAUAAUGGUCAGUUGCAUAGAAAUUUCACUUUUGCUUACUGGCACCUGUUCCCGUUUAGUGUAAGUUCCACGUAAGUUUAAUUGUCACAUUCAAUUACACACUUUUUUUAAGCUCACUACCUUUGUGCGUUUCUAGAAAAUUUUGUAAUCGAUUUCACCCAGUCAAAGGUCUAAAAUUUUCACUAAUUACUUAUUUCCGGUGACAGUUAAAUCAUUUCCAUCAGUUGACAAAUAGUAAAAAUCAUUUUAAUGAUUUGUAAAAAUUUUGUAUGAGAACAUUGUUAUUAUUAUAGAGGUAACUGCUUCUCUAGAACUAGUGAAUUAUCUCCCCUGAUUCGGCUUAUGACGAAAUAAAAAAUA
This is a messenger RNA of Pomacea canaliculata, 2618 nucleotides long. RefSeq names its product cytochrome P450 3A5-like. The transcript is spliced from 14 exons. Lineage: Eukaryota; Metazoa; Mollusca; Gastropoda; Architaenioglossa; Ampullariidae. The record is from RefSeq and is a predicted model, not a curated record. Gene Ontology annotation, molecular function: iron ion binding; steroid hydroxylase activity; heme binding. Bases 275 to 1786 code for a protein of 503 amino acids.